This is a messenger RNA of Oncorhynchus nerka (sockeye salmon), 2512 nucleotides long. Its product is annotated as zinc finger protein 397-like. The transcript is spliced from 2 exons. The coding region runs from base 7 to 1086 and encodes 359 amino acids. The record is from RefSeq and is a predicted model, not a curated record. Lineage: Eukaryota; Metazoa; Chordata; Actinopteri; Salmoniformes; Salmonidae. Gene Ontology annotation, biological process: regulation of transcription by RNA polymerase II. Gene Ontology annotation, molecular function: DNA-binding transcription factor activity; RNA polymerase II cis-regulatory region sequence-specific DNA binding.
AUUCAUAUGGCCAUUGGACAGGGCAACUGCAUUCAAUGGGUCAUUGGACAGGCCAACUGCAUUCAAUGGGCCAUUGGACACGGCAACUGCAUUCAAUGGGUCAUUGGACAGGCCAACUGCAUUCAAUGGGCCAUUGGACACGGCAACUGCAUUCAAUGGGCCAUUGGACAGGCCAACUGCAUUCAAUGGGCCAUUGGACAGGCCAACUGCAUUCAAUGGGCCAUUGGACAGGCCAACUGCAUUCAAUGGGCCAUUGGACACGGCAACUGCAUUCAAUGGGUCAUUGGACAGGCCAACUGCAUUCAAUGGGCCAUUGGACACGGCAACUGCAUUCAAUGGGCCAUUGGACAGGCCAACUGCAUUCAAUGGGCCAUUGGACAGGCCAACUGCAUUCAGUGGGCCAUUGGACAGGGCAACUGCAUUCAGUGGGCCAUUGGACAGGCCAACUGCAUUCAAUGGGCCAUUGGACAGGGCAACUGCAUUCAGUGGGCCAUUGGACAGGCCAACUGCAUUCAAUGGGCCAUUGGACAGGGCAACUGCAUUCAAUGGGUCAUUGGACACGGCAACUGCAUUCAAUGGGCCAUUGGACACGGCAACUGCAUUCAAUGGGCCAUUGGACAGGCCAACUGCAUUCAAUGGGCCAUUGGACAGGCCAACUGCAUUCAAUGGGCCAUUGGACAGGCCAACUGCAUUCAAUGGGCCAUUGGACAGGCAAACUGCAUUCAGUGGGCCAUUGGACAGGCAAACUGCAUUCAGUGGGCCAUUGGACAGGGCAACUGCAUUCAAUGGGCCAUUGGACAGGGCAACUGCAUUCAGUGGGCCAUUGGACAGGGCAACUGCAUUCAAUGGGCCAUUGGACAGGGCAACUGCAUUCAGUGGGCCAUUGGACAGGGCAACUGCAUUCAGUGGGCCAUUGGACACGGCAACUGCAUUCAGUGGGCCAUUGGACACGGCAACUGCAUUCAGUGGGCCAUUGGACAGGGAAACUGCAUUCAGUGGGCCAUUGGACAGGGAAACUGCAUUCAGUGGGCCAUUGGACAGAGCAACUGCAUUCAUCGGGCAGGGAAACACUGCAUACGUCAAUAAUGCCAUUCAGAAGCUUCCCAUUGGGAAUCAUCAGGACUUGGAAGAAGAGGAGAAUCAGGACCCACUAAUCCUCCUGGAAGAGCAGCUGGCAGAAGGCCAAGAGAAGCUUAGUGAGCUGUGCCAGUCUCAGUCUGGGCACUGUGGCGAGGAGGAGACCAGUGUUCUAGAGUUUGUAAUAAAGACUGAGAAGGAGGAAGAACAACAUUCUAGAUUCAGUCAGGCUGGAUGUCAGAGGAGCACAGUAAAGCAGCAGAACCCCGUGAGCUCUGAAUUUGUAAUGGAUGAAAGAGACAGUCAACUGUGGUCGUCUAUAGUUCAAGGGAAUGAUGACAUAGUCAUAGAGACUGACUUUCCUGAUUUCUCUUAUGUAGCCGACCAGUAUUCAGAGAGUUUUCCAGAUCGCUCCGAGGCUCAGCCUCAGCCACAGCCCCUCUCUAGCCCAGUGGAAGGCCCUAGUAAAUCAGCCAUCUCACCUUUACAUAGAUCGUGCAAUGGAUCAAUGUACAACAAAGUCUUUCAGAAAGAGAAAGUAAGUGCAUCUCAGUCUGUGUCUAGUUCUUUUCAGUGCCGACCGCAGAUCAACCAUUCACAGCAGCAGACCAGGCAGAGAGAUCAGGUGUUCUCCCAGAGGAAUAAUCACAUCCCACCGUCCAGGCCUCAAGACACUGGACACACAGCAGAGCGAAGCUUUGGACUGAGUGACACUGACAGACCAACUGCCUCCCAUUUAGGGAUUCGAUUGAACAAUAACACUUUUACACCAGGUGGCCUCAGAAGCUUCUCUAUGCCUCAUUAUAAUACGAAAAAUCACUGGGGUACAGCCAUAACAGAGAAGGUUUUCAGUUGCUCGCAGUGUGGCAAGAGUUUUAGUCGCCUGUCCUAUCUCAAGAUACAUCAGCGAAGUCACACGGGAGAGAGGCCGUUUCGGUGCACCGUCUGCGGGAAGAGUUUUCACUGCUCCUCGCACCUGACUAUACACCACCGCAUUCACACGGGAGAGAGACCCUAUAGCUGUGCCACGUGUGGGAAAAGGUUUACCCAGCAGAGCAGUCUCAAGACGCACCAGAGUGUCCACAGUGGAGAGAGACCAUAUGGUUGCUCUCAGUGUGGCAAGACUUUCACUCUUCUGCACCAUCUGAAGAGGCACAGGAUUAUUCAUGCUGGGUAUAGCUGAGUGGGUCAUUUAUUAUUAUUAUUAUUAUUAUUAUUAAACCUCUAUCCACUAAGUCUGUAAAUAUGGUCCUCAAAGCUGAAUUUAAGAUAGUUAUUGGUUUUACUUUAGCAAUGAAAAUAGUUCAAGAAAAAUUAGAACUUUGAUGUUUUAUGCUAUUUUCAACACUACAGAAACAUUUCAUUAAAUAAAAUACACAUCGAAUAGUUUUGCAUCAGGCCUUUUAAAUAAACUAUGAAAAUCGGUACUCCAUAA